AUGCGCCUGCAGAGUCGCGUUUUCCGCUGGAGCUCUGCAUCCUUUUCUCCGGUACGAAGUCCUCCACAGGCCGCGUUUCUCCGACGACGGGCUCACUCCCUGUCGCGUGCCCCGUGUCGGUUCAAUGUAGCUUUCCCCGGUGGAGAAAAAAGUGCACCCCUCGCGUCGCGGGCUGCGCUUGGCGAGCUUUGUGUGUCGACUGGCAAGCGUCGGCCCUGCCAGAGAAGCGCGGGAAAUGCGCAGACGGUUUUCUCUUGUCAGGCGGCGGCUGGUUCGCCCGUCGCGUCAGGCGAGCGUCCGAGGGGAUGGCUGUUGAACGGUGGAGGGAGGAGGUUGGGCACGCUGCCCGAAACCCCCUGCGCGCUGAGAGACCUCUCGGUUCCGCUUUUCCGAGACCAGCGCCGAAUGUUUGCUUCCCCCGCCGCGGUCGCAGCCGGAGCGAAGGCAGCUGAAGGGGCGGCAGCUGAAGGGGCGCCUACACCCCCAGUCGCGCUGGCUGAUCUCGACGCAGGGAAGCUGCUGGUCAACAAGAAAAUUGGUUUUCUGCAUCCGCUGCCCGCGAGGGAGCAUCUUGGCUUUGGCCAGUUCUUCACAGACCACAUGAUCGAAGUCGACUGGGACGACCAGCACGGAUGGUAUCCUCCCGUCAUGAAGCCGCUGGGGCCAGUCUCCCUGCAUCCAGGCGUCAGUUCGCUCCACUACGCCAUUUCGGCCUUCGAGGGCCUCAAGGCGUACAAAACCCAAGACGAACGAGUUCUGCUUUUCAGACCGCACGACCACGGGGAGCGGCUGAACCGAUCCUGCGAACGCGUCACCUUGCCUCAAUUCGACGUCGACUCCUUCGUGACGCUCUGCAAGGUCCUCGCCAAAAUGGAUAGCCGAUUCAUCUUCAGCGAACGCGGCGUCUCUCUCUACAUCCGCCCCGUCGUCUUCUCAACAUACCCCGCCCUCGGCGUGUAUCCACCUCGCAUGGCGAAAAUGGUUAUCAUGGCCUGCCCGACUGGAGGAUACUUCUCAAACACUAGCGCGCCUGCGAAUCUUUUCGUCGAGAAGGACCACGCGCGAUCCUGGCCUGGAGGCUCCGGCAGCCACAAGGUCGCUGCGAACUACGCGCCGACGAUUCAGCCAUGCAAGCAGCGCAUGCAGCAAGGCUUUCAACAGCUUUUAUGGACGGUUCCCGAGGGCGACGACUACCUGUGGUGCGAAGGAGGCGCGAUGAGCCUUUUCCUGUUCUGGACGAAUGAACAGGGCGAGAACGAGUUGGCGACUCCUGCCUUGGAGCGUUCGCUUAUCCUGCCUGGCGUCGUCCGAGACACGGUUUUAACUCUUGCGAAGGACUACCCGGGCAUCGUAGUUAGAGAACGAAAAAUCUUAAUGAAGGCUGACUUCGUCAAGGCGUACCGCGAGGGCCGCGUCCACGAAGUAUUCUGCACAGGGACAGGCGCCGUCGUCAAGCCCAUCGGUCUGAUUCAUUUUGAAGGGGAAGACUUCGACUGCGCCCCGAAGGACGCCGAGACGUCGUUGGCGAGGAAGGUGUAUGACGACAUCUCCGACAUCCAUUACGGAGUGGUGCCUCACCACUUCAUGGUCGAAUGCUGA
Messenger RNA from Besnoitia besnoiti, 1599 nucleotides. Its product is annotated as Branched-chain-amino-acid aminotransferase. The record is from RefSeq and is a predicted model, not a curated record. The transcript is spliced from 4 exons. The coding region runs from base 1 to 1599 and encodes 532 amino acids. Gene Ontology annotation, molecular function: branched-chain-amino-acid:2-oxoglutarate transaminase activity. Gene Ontology annotation, biological process: branched-chain amino acid metabolic process. NCBI's taxonomy places the organism in Eukaryota, Apicomplexa, Conoidasida, Eucoccidiorida, Sarcocystidae.